AAUCGAAUGCAGCUCAGCAUCUUCGCUUCAACUUGACGGGAUCACUUAACGAAGGGAUACAGUGCGGAGCAUGCGGCGUGGUAGGACCUCAUUAGGCAGGCGACGAUUGCGCUCAAAGGCCGAGGCCAUGAGUGUCGGCGUUGUAGGAGGCGUGAUAGGCUGGAUGUCAGCUGCGGCCGCCACGAGCUGCGCCGUGCUUUGUUCCAUCUCGGGUGCAGCCUCCGCCGCCGCCUUGACGCGUUCUGCCACGUCGCUCCAGCGUACGUGCGCAAGUGCCAGCGUGUAGCUACUCACUUUGAAGAGUUCCAUGCUCAACACACCCACCCAGAGCGCGGGGAAGCCGUAGCCCAUCGUGAUGCCGCCAACGUAGGCCACCGGCAGAUUGAUGAACCAUGUGGCGAUAGCACUAGUCCAGAAUACAGUGUGCACUUGGCUGGACACCAAAGAAAGCGAGGUUAGCGACUGACAAGAACAAAACCCCGUCCAGUAGUAGCACGUACCUCAUUCCAGUCAGAGCUCCAGCACCGAGAAUCUCCACGGCCUCGAAGGCACAAGCGACGACGAAAAUGGGCAGCACAAGCUUGCAAGUGGUUAGAAGGUCGGUAUCCGUCGUGUACAGUGCUAUAAUGUGCUGGUCCAUGAGACUGGUGACUGUCGCGAUAAACACCACGACAACCAUCGUACAAAUGAAGCCAAGACCUGUGAUACGGCGCGCCAAAUCCGGUUUGCCGGCACCUAAGUAGUUGGCGACGCGGACCUGCGUAGCACAGCCGUAACCCCAGAAAAGCGCCCAGAGCAGACCCCACAGACCCGAUAUGACAGCAUUGGCAGCAAUAACUCGAGCACCAAGUCUCGCUGCUACCAGAGCGACCAGCGCACUGGCUAAAUUCGACACGAAGCUGUUGCUGGAAAUGGGCCCAGCGACUCUGAGAUAAGAUCGCAGUCGGUUAAGCGUGAGCGCGUGGACGUUCCAGCCAUACCAGGCGCGGUGAUGAUAAUGUUUGUAAAGGAUAGCGUAGCUGAAGAGCGCGAAUGGCUGGAACCAGGAUGCCACCACUGUAGCGAUGGGAGAUCCGAUAAAGCCCAAGCCAUGCCAUGAGCCAAUGCCAUAGAUAAGAACAUAGUUACUCCCAAUAGCCACGAAAAUCGAGACCACUCCGACCACGGUAGUGGGCAGCAGAAUCCCCAUCGCUUGUAAGUAUUGCCUGUUGGAAAGUGGGUGUGAAUUAGUCAACCAAAGCUAGCAAUACUAGUAUCCAUCAUUCAAUUCAUGCGAGGUCGAACCUGAGGCAACAGUAGAGAAGAGAAGGGAGGAUUGACCCGGAGAUCACGCGCGAAAAUGUGGUGGCGAGAGCGAUAAGUUCCUGGUCAUCUGUAGAAUACUCGAGGACGUAGCCAACGCACCAGUACCAGAUCGCGACCGGAAUCGAAAGCAACGUCGUGAUCACGACUCCAAAUUGCAGCCAGAUGCCUGUGAGCUCUCGGUUUCCUGCACCCCACGACUGGCCGCACAACUGAUCAAGCCACAGUUAGUAUUACUGCAAGUAUUAACCUGAAAUAUGUAAACGAACCGUGUUGAGUGCCGAGGCGGAGGCCCAUACACAGUACAAGGCAGGACUCGUCCAUAGCUGAGCUAGCGAUGCGGCUGCUAGCUCCUUAACGCCCAGGUGACCUAGAAACACAGCGUCGAUUGACAAAAGCGCUGCUCGCGCCAAUGUGGCCAUGCUCACUUGAGCUGCCAUCGAAGAGAGGUCCACAAAGUCAUUCCAGGCUGGGGGCUCCUUAAAUCUUCCAAAAGAUUUCCCCAGGAGUGGACUCGUCUCCAUGCCGUCCAGUGAUGUAAAAUGAGGGCUGGAGAACUGGUGGCUCUAAUCUCGAUGUUGAAGUUAAAGCGCGUCUAAAGAUAGCAGAACGAAACGCCCGUUAGGACGAAGAGGUGGCGAGUGCACACAACCAGUCAUGGGCGCAGCUUUGACUUCUUAUAAUUUAUCAGAUCCGCAGCACCAACAACUGCUAGGUGAAUACGUUGACCAUUCGAGGAAGACGGUGAAUGAAUGUGCACAUAUCUUUCGAGGCUCCUUGGGUACGUACGAUGACCAGAACCACACUCCUGCUUCAUGCUUAGAUGCCCCGAAGCCAGCAUAUCCGCGGCAUAUCCAGUUGACACAGUUCGAAGAAGUAUUUGGGAUGCUGGUAGCGGAUCCGGAACCUCACUUUCGAUUCUUUCAUCAUGGGAAAAUAGUUGCUGCAGACACGAAGCCUAAAGCCGAGGCUACUGUGUGCACACAUCGCGUGUUUUGUGCGGUGGCGUUGCUUAUGAAAGCAGACCUCCACUCGAAAGUUGAUUUCAUCUUGCGGCUGUACGCGGAUAUUGCAGGAGAGCUCACAUCGGAGGCGAAGAGCUCGCUGCUAAAAGACUUUUUCACAAGUGUUGAGGUAGUUUUCCAGCUCGCUGAUUCCAUUUCGGGCAGUGUGAUAACGAGUGUAGAGAAGGCAUUCUGGAGCGACGACCCGGGGAAGUUAAUAACAAUGCGAGAGUUGUAUGACGUUUGCCUUACAAACCCUCAAAUCAGUGGAAUGCUGCACAGUGUUCACACGCUCACUGAAGCGUUUUCAACUUCGCGACGCCAGGAGAAACUACACCGACGUGAACGUAAAAUUCAUAGUCAGCAAUUGCCCGUGCAUCAAGGAGGCGAUAGCAACUCUGCACGGUUAAAAUCGAUUGCGCGUAGCAUGUCUUCAGCAGCACUUCCUCGAGCUUCGUUAUUGUGGGACUUGAAGGCUGCAGACUACGGCAGUUUUUGGCAGAAGCCCGAGCUACUCCAGAUACGGGCAAGCGAAACCUGCGCUCAUGCGCUGAAAAAAAUGGUCCGAGUGGAUACUCAACACAUUUUGGUAGUUGAAUCUUCAGACUCCACUCAGUCAGAGACGUGCCGACUGAUUGGACUUGUUUCCACCGAAAAAUUGCUCUUAUACUUUCUCCACUUUCUUGCUCCUGGUUUUCAAUCGUCCACAGCCAAACCGUACGAGCACACCCGAACUCGUGCAGAGGAGGCUAUCCGACAGUUUGGUACUGCACCACUACGUGAUGUUGUGCGCUUUCACUUCACAGAGCGAGCUCCUUUGUUGAGCAUCAUUCGCGAUGACGAAGCAUUUUUCAGUGUUUUGCUGCGUUUUGCUUGUGGUGAAAGUUCCUUGGCAGUGGCUCAGAACUACAGCUCCGACCCUGAAGCUGUGCUUGGAUGUCUGACUGUCCACGACAUGCUGGCGUGGCUCGACGAAGACUUGACACUCUUGAGUAAGACUGCAUAG
This is a messenger RNA of Phytophthora nicotianae INRA-310, 3312 nucleotides long. RefSeq lists its product as hypothetical. The coding region runs from base 1960 to 3312 and encodes 450 amino acids. NCBI's taxonomy places the organism in Eukaryota, Oomycota, Peronosporomycetes, Peronosporales, Peronosporaceae. The record is from RefSeq and is a predicted model, not a curated record. The transcript has 5 exons.